Molecule: messenger RNA, 4803 nt
Organism: Triplophysa rosa
Lineage: Eukaryota; Metazoa; Chordata; Actinopteri; Cypriniformes; Nemacheilidae
Gene: rbl2
Product: retinoblastoma-like 2 (p130)
Exons: 19
Coding region: 1237-3918 (893 amino acids)
Biological process (GO): negative regulation of G1/S transition of mitotic cell cycle; regulation of transcription by RNA polymerase II; cell differentiation
Cellular component (GO): transcription regulator complex; chromatin; nucleus
Molecular function (GO): RNA polymerase II transcription regulatory region sequence-specific DNA binding
Source: RefSeq, a predicted model, not a curated record
GAACUCCCCUUAGCAAUGCUAAUCAAGGUUUCUUGCACCAAAAACAGCCACAAUAUAUUCUUGACUAAAUUAGAGAGAAAAUUAGAGCCGAACAGAUUACUUUAUAAGGAGGAGGUGGGGGAGGCGGAGCAGUGUUUGAUAGGUUUGUUCCUCCUGUGAAUUGCCAGACUGCCAAGAAGGUUAUAAGCCAUGCGGUGUGUCAAACAUAAAGACGGGCGGUGAUUGGCUGGGCGUGCAGAUAGCUUGAUCAUGUGAUCAUGUGCUCAUUAUUUGGGCCUGUGCAGGCAUGUUUGACUCAGUCCAAUGCCACUGGGGACACAGCCAGCAGAUUUUCAUGCAUAUGAUCCGACAUUGAAAUUUGUGAUGUUUGUUUGAUGGUGAAUUUGGUAUUUAUUUGUUGGAAGGGUUUAUUUUUGUGGGCAUUGUUGAGUACUGUUUUAACCAAUGAAAUUUAGUCCAAACUGAUAGUUUUUAUUAUUUAUUAUUUUUGCAGUAGUUAAAAACAUUGUGUUGAUAUUUCAUAAAAUAUGAACAGAUUUGUUUGUUUAGUUUUAUUUUAGAUUUGUUUAUUAAACCACUUCUACACUCAACCACAGACGCCAAUGGGUGGUUGCCAGGGUAUUGCUGCGCAGUUGCUAGGGUGUUCUGAAUGGUUGCUAGGUGGCAUGGAUGCAGCAUCAUGUGAAUGUUGUAAGUUAGUGAUGUCAUUGUUGAAAUCCGCUGUGAUAAAUUCAAGAAAAUGGGCCAAUAAUAGGAGGGUUGCUGAGAUAAAGUGAGCAGCAUUAAGGUGGUCAUGAGAUCUCAACAAAUGGGCUCCAUAGAAAGUGAGUACAUCAUGUUAAAUGUAUUUUUAAAUGUCUUUAUUUUUUGAGUGCUUUCUGAAUGUACUUUUAAUGAGCCCAUAACUUAAUGUACAAGCGUAGGAGCAAUAGUAAUAGCAAUGGCUGUCUUUGCAAGCUCCACACACUAGAGAAGUCAUUGCUUUAAUAAAGCAGAAAUCAGCAGAGCACAUGCUGGCUGAGCGCAUUAUUUCCUCAUGUGUAACAAGCGUCACUUAUCAUAGCAACCAGCCCAGAUGACAAGUCAGGGCUUGUCUGGGGCCGAUCUGUGUCCCUUUACAUCAUGUCCUGCAGAAAAAUUAUUCAUUCUGCAGCUCAUGGUGUAAGGAUACUCUGUGAUUGUCUAUGGUUGUCACAGUGUUGGGGAAUUUAAGGAGAAAUUGCAUGAAACUUCCCUAUGAUCAGUGAUGAUCUGGUGAACUCGUAUCAUCUGCUCUUGUCUGCUCUGGAUCUGGUUUACUGCAACUCACUGCUGUGUUCGAGUCGUAAAGAUCUGCUUAACCCCUCUUUUAAAGCACUGCCGGAGGAUUUUAGCAGUAAGGAUUAUAAACCAGGCCCGGGUUCAUUAUGUUUCAUUGAGCAGUUGUGUGAACUUCAUGAUGGUCUGGUGCUGGAGGCCAAAGGAGUGAAGGAGCAUUUCUGGAAGCCCUUCAUCAAAAAACUCUUUGAACGCAAGAUUUUAAAAGGGAAAGAAGACACGCUGACAGGAUUCUUUGAGCCAGUGAAUUUCAGUGACAGUCUGUCAUCUCUGAACCGAGUGUACGAGGAACAUGUGUUAUCAUCCGGUUCUCUGGAUGAGAGAAUAUUUGUAGGAGAGGCAGCCAGAGAAGACGUUGGUACCCCCGGAACCUGUUUAUGUGAGGGUAUAGAGAACCAGGAGCGAUCAGCCAACACCCUUCAGAACUCUCUGACAGCUCUUAGGGUUUCCACUCCACUCACAGGAAGGAGGUACGUUCCAGACAGCAGCAUCGGUACCCCCGUAUCCACGGCGAUGCAGAGUGUGGGCCGCCUGCACACUCUGCUGACAGGAUUGAAAUACAGACCCAGCAUGAGACUUAGAGACACAUUCAGAUCUUGUGGGAGAGACCCCAGUGAGUCAAUAGCAGCCAGACUGAAGGAGAUGUCAGAGACUUAUCUUCAGAAUUAUGAAGGAAAAGGUGAAGAUAACAACUGUCUGGCAAGAGAUGUCGCAAUAAAGUAUUUCUGUCUGGCUGAAGCUUUAUAUUACAAAUCACUGGAAGCAAUAAUCAACCAGGAGAAGAAACGGCUGGGAGACGUGGAUCUGUCUGGCAUUCUACAACAGGACGUGUUUCACCGCUCGUUGAUCGCCUGCUGUCUGGAGAUCGUCAUCUUCUCGUAUCGACCGCCUGGAGAAUUCCCACGAGUCUUACAGAUCUUUGACCUUCCCGCUUAUCACUUUUAUAAGGUUAUUGAAGUGCUGGUCCGGGCUGAGGAGGGUCUGUUCCGGGAAGUGGUCAAGCAUCUUAAUCAUGUAGAGGAGCAGGUACUGGAAAAUUUGGCAUGGAAAGCAAAUUCUCUGCUAUGGGACAGCAUCCGAGAGGCCAAGAACUGCGUUCCUGCCUGCCAGGAGGUGAUGCCUCCUCAACACCUGGAGGACAAUUUAGAAAAUAACACAGUAGCUUCAAACAAGAGGGAAUUCAGUGCCAACAUCCCAACGGCAGGGAAAGGAGUUUCUCCGUCCCCCACCUCUCUCCACGAGCGUUACAGUUCGCCCCUUACAGGCAUUGCUCGACGCCGGCUGUUUGUCGAUGGAGAGACGACCUCUGAUCCCGCCCAACCUGUCAAGCUGGCUCAGCCCUCUCUGGUCACCACCAUCCCGGCUGGACAGACUGUGGUCACCAUGGCAACAGCUACUGUCACUGCAAACAACGGCCAGACGGUCACCAUACCCGUCCAAGGUAUAGCCAAUGAGAGUGGUGGUAUAACAUUCAUCCCAGUGCAAGUGAGUGUGACAGGUCAGAGUGGGGGGGGUCUGCCAACCUUUAGUACCCAUUCUAUGACGGGCACCCUAACCGCCCAACAGCUGACCGCCACGCCUGCCAGGACCAUCCAGAACAAUGCCACUCCUGCCAAACAGGACAGAAAGAGCCCUCAGCAAGGGACGCCCACAAGCCGCACACAGAAGACCGGGUCGCUUUGUCUGUUCUUCCGCAAGGUGUAUCACCUUGCCAGUGUGCGUCUCAGAGACCUGUGCGCUAAACUGGAUAUCAGUACAGACCUGCGCAGGAAGAUCUGGACGUGUUUCGAGUAUUCACUUGUGCACUGCACUGACCUCAUGAUGGACCGCCAUCUAGACCAGCUGCUCAUGUGUGCCAUCUAUGUCAUGACUAAGGUUACUAAAGAGGACAAGUCCUUUCAGAACAUCAUGAAGUGCUACAGAUCUCAACCUCAAGCCAAAAGCAGCGUGUACAGGAGUGUGUUGAUCAUGGCGAGGAAGAGACGUCACUCAGGGAACAGUGAAAUCACACACAGACAGAGCUCGCCCACAGAGGGAGCGCAAGAACAAGCAAGCGGUGAGAGCAGUCCUGUGUCCGUGCGAUCCAGCAGCACUCUUCCCAUUCCCCAUCCCAGCAGCGGCCCUUCUACCCCGACGAGGGCCCUCGCAGCCCAAGAGCAAGAAGAGGAGAGAGGAGACCUCAUCCGUUUCUACAACCACGUCUACAUCAAACAGAUCAAACAGUUCGCUCUGCGUUACUCCGGCAACUCAGCGAAAAAUGGGGCUGAAGCUCCUCCCCUGUGUCCGUAUCCAUCACUUCGGAUUGGCUCUCCACGCCGGGUCCUCCUCUCCCACAAUCACUCCAUCUACAUAUCUCCUCACAAGAGCCCCAGUCCUGUUCCACCUCGAGACAAGAUCUUCUACUACAUCAGCUCUAGCCCAUCUAAUCGCCUGCGAGAGAUCAACGUUAUGAUCCGGACAGGCGAGACGCCCACUAAGAAGCGAACCAUCGCUCUUGAGGAAGACCAGCAGUCUCCCGCCAAGAGACUUUGUCAGGAGAACCAGACGGCCCUUCUGAGACGCUUGCAGGAUGUGGCCAAUGACCGCAGCUCUUCACAUUAAUAAAUUUGUUUUUUUACCACAAAGUUAGAGAAACUGAAAAUGUAACAGAUUGUUAUUUCAUUUAGGAGACGCUUUUACCCAAAGCAACUUACAAACACACAUACAGAGUUCCCGUUCUUCACAGGCCGAUAAGCUUUUAUGAAAAAAAUCGAAAUAAUCAGCCAACCAAUGAUAUCACUUGAUUUUUUGUAGAAAUAGAGUUUGCGUACUUUUAAAGGCUCAGAUGUGUCAUGAUGAGAUUUGAAGGAGAUUUGAAGCACUUAACAAAGGAUUUGCUUGCAAAUCUGGCGCUGAUUUUAUCAUGUGUGCAUUUUAUAAAAAGCUAUUUUUCCUAAAAGGUUUUUUAAUAUAUAGUAAUAGAGUUCAUCUUAAGAAAUGAGAGAUGUGUGUGAACUCUUGCAAUGUGUCUAUGUAUUUGCUGUAUGUGCGUGCGUGCUCGGUUUAUAUAUUUAUGCUAUUUUUCUAACUUUAGUGAAGGUGGUGUGAAGAGCGACAUCAGGUAACAAUCACGUUCAUAGCAGAAAAUCAGUGCUCAUAUUUAUUUGUCUGUAUUUGUUUGUUUGCAUGUAAGUUUUUCUUCAUUUCCGAUAGGAAUGCAUCCAAUAGUUUGUGCUUUUUGACAACAGUUCGUUUUCUUCCGUCUGACAUAUGACGUGUAUUUGUUUGUUGUAAGUGCCUUUUCUUCUAGACCUGUCAACCUCUCUUUAUCCUAGCACAGCAGGCUAACAUUAAAUUCAACAUCAUUUAGCAUUAAUAAUAAUAAAAAAAUCAAUUCUCUGAAUUCUCAAAAUAAUCAAAGCUCUGUCAUUAUUUACAUAUUAUUUACAUGAACAUUUUUUAAUAUUGUUCGGAGUUCUGUUUUUAUGAUAACACUUUACAUUAAGG